AUGUCACCUGCCGUGAUUGCCGAGAUGCAGCCGGAUCAUCAUGACCAGCUCGAGGCCGUCGGCAAAGCCUUCGAUGCACUCCUACUAACCGUGUACCAGCUGACACAUAGACAAAAUGAGCUGUUACAGCACAUGGAUAAUGUCUUCAAAGAGUACACAAAUGUGAUAGAAAUUCUGCCUCCUCAAGAUAGACAUCAUGCACAAGACGUUCAAUUCAAGCUGUUCGCUCAGCAAGAAGAAUAUCGUCAGGGCCUCGUACACAGCAAGCCUCGAGUGGAGGAACAACCGUUGAAUUCCAUGGAUGUAAUCAAGACUCUCGUUUCACAUCAAAAUGUAGACGAAAAUACUUUAUCGGCCAUCAAGAAUGGAGUUAAAGGGUGCAAACAUCUGCUCCGUUCUCAAGAUAGCCCCUCCCAAAUAUCCUCCAACUCGUGCAUCCUCGCGCAAGCACCGGCUCCAGUAAUCGCGCUGGAGAAGGACUUCACAACGAAUGGCACCCAGGGAAAUCUUCAUUGCCCCUUCUCCAAACCGAAUAAGAUGCAGAGCACAAAUGGCAGCGAGGCCCCCAGUGGGAGAAACUCUGCCCCGAAGAUCCAGAUCGAAGCUACCUGUGGCCACGAGCAUCUGGAUCCUAUCAAGGCUGAACAAGACGAACGACGCUCUAGCCACACCCCAUCAGCUCCGUCAUCAAAAGGAGCGUGCCCCGUCUCCCGAUGCCCAAUCCGAUUUCUAGAUCAACACUCCCCAGAAGAAAUCGCCGAAUACGUUGAACGACACAAACAUGAGAUCCCCCGCAGCCACGCAAUUUGCGUCAAUCGCUAUCAGCGAAACCCACGGGAUAUGAGACAAUUGGAUGCAAAAUACGGCGGCCUGACCAGUAUGAUCGCUGGCCUAGGCGUCAAGCACCAAGCCUUCCUGCCUGACCGUCAGACCAACGGCGAAGGCCACUCCUCGCAUUCUGUGUCGACUGAACGUGUUGAGAAAUGGGCCGACAACGUGGAUCCCAAUACGCCCAGUGCCGAGAUCGAGAAGGAGAACGAGAACGAAGAGGAUAACGAGGAUGAUAACCGCCAGAGUCACUUCGACCGUCCCCUCCGUGAAGUCCGCGUGGGUGAAUCCCCAAGCAGGCCUUGGGGAAUUUCAGUGCCUGUCACACAUCUACCUCUCGCCUCAGCGCCUUUAUCUGGCUCGGCGUCUAUUCCUACUAUAUUCUCUGACCCUCAAACCGACAAACCUAAUAAAGCCGCCAAUACAAACUUCCUCGAUGAUAAACCUGCUCACGGCUGUCCAUUCGGCCACGGUAAACCAAAGCCCGAAGUCCCAAAGCCUGAAACGGAAACAACUGGGGGCGGUGAAAGUCCCAAGGACAAAAAUGUUAUUACCCAAGAGAAACCUGGUUGUCCAUUCGGCUACAGCAAAUCAAAGGCUGAAGUUUCAAAGCCUGAAACCGAGCCCCCCUGGACUGGUGACUGGCCUAAGACCUGGCCUAAGGAUCAGGACGUCAUAGCUAAAGCACCUGCUCCUGCUCCCCAGGUCGCUUCUCACGCUCCAACUGCUCCUGUGAGCAAGGACUCGACUACGAAACCCGGCAUCCCCUCAAUAUUCUCAACCCCUUCCCACAUCACUUUCAAUGGUCCCCUCUUCUUCGGGUAUUCCGCCGAGGAGACUGCCAAUUUAUUACAGCAGUUCGGCAACCUGGGCAAAUCAUGA
Penicillium vulpinum is the source of this 1710-nucleotide messenger RNA. RefSeq lists its product as uncharacterized. Bases 1 to 1710 code for a protein of 569 amino acids. The record is from RefSeq and is a predicted model, not a curated record. Lineage: Eukaryota; Fungi; Ascomycota; Eurotiomycetes; Eurotiales; Aspergillaceae. The transcript has 2 exons.